AUGUCUGGUUCAGAGCAAGGAGAGGAGGUGCAUUCCAAGUCCCUGAGAGGGUUCAUCACCCAUCCCUCAGCCCUGAGAGGGUUCAUCACCCAUCCCUCAGCCCUGAGAGGGUUCAUCACCGAUCCUUCAGCCCUGAGAGGGUUCACUGUCCAUCCCUCAGCCCUGAGAGGGUUCAUCGUCCAUCCCUCAGCCCUGAGAGGGUUCACUGUCCAUCCCUCAGCCCUGAGAGGGUUCAUCACCGAUCCUUCAGCCCUGAGAGGGUUCAUUGUCCAUCCCUCAGCCCUGAGAGGGUUCAUUGUCCAUCCCUCAGCCCUGAGAGGGUUCACUGUCCAUCCCUCAGCCCUGAGAGGGUUCACUGUCCAUCCCUCAGCCCUGAGAGGGUUCACUGUCCAUCCCUCAGCCCUGAGAGGGUUCAUCACCGAUCCUUCAGCCCUGAGAGGGCUCAAGCAGUGCCUGAAGCCUAAAAACCUCGUAUUGGAGCACUGUCAGUCCCCACAAGUACCCAGUAUUCAGUACCGAGUACUCAGGAUGGAGUAUUCAGAAAUGCUUUUCAGUGAGGCUUCUGCAGCGCUCAGAGGGUUCUGGAACCUCCGGAACCUCUGGAACCUCUGGAACCUCUGGAACCUCUGGAACAUCCGGAACCUCUAG
Pseudopodoces humilis (Tibetan ground-tit) is the source of this 648-nucleotide messenger RNA. Lineage: Eukaryota; Metazoa; Chordata; Aves; Passeriformes; Paridae. The record is from RefSeq and is a predicted model, not a curated record.